This is a messenger RNA of Clarias gariepinus (North African catfish), 1002 nucleotides long. Its product is annotated as membrane-spanning 4-domains subfamily A member 8-like. NCBI's taxonomy places the organism in Eukaryota, Metazoa, Chordata, Actinopteri, Siluriformes, Clariidae. The transcript has 10 exons. The record is from RefSeq and is a predicted model, not a curated record. Gene Ontology annotation, cellular component: membrane. The coding region runs from base 16 to 780 and encodes 254 amino acids.
UAGAACCAACAAAUAAUGUGCCAUAAGGGUGACACUCUGCUGCCUAAAAGAAGAAACUGCGUUACCCUGUAUAGUCAGAUUCUGGAAAUGAAUACACAAGUGGCAGCAAAUGGACACACUGUCCUAUCUGGACUUAACGUGGUUUCCACAUCCCCACUUCUUCAUUUUCUGAAAGCUGAGCCAAAAGCACUUGGGACUGUCCAAAUAAUGAUUGGACUUAUCUCUUUAAUGUUUGGGAUUGUCUUCUUGACUGAUCCUCCAUUUGCCCCGGCGUCUGUUCUUAGUGGACAUCUUUUCUGGGGAACAAUAUUCUACAUCAUUACUGGCUCUCUGUCUAUCGCAGCAGCAAACAACCCUAAUUCCUGUCUGGUGCAAGGCUCUCUGGGAAUGAAUGUCGUCAGUGCCCUAGGUUCAACAGCAGGCAUUGGUUUACUGACAACAGACUUUUUCUUAUAUUACAGCUGCCCCUAUCAAGAUUGUUACAGGUUUGAGGCACGAUCUAAAGCGAUCAGUGCAGUGCUACUGGUUUUCACUAUUCUUCAGCUCAUCAUCUCAAUCACCAUCUCAGCAUUCGCCUGCAAAGCCACAUGCAACUCUCAACCAAUGCUGCCUGUAAUGUACUCUAACCAGGGUGCCACUGUCAACACACAAGUUCCUGUUGGAAUGUAUACCAACCAGGCAGGCAGAGCUAACCCAAAUAGUGUGAUGUUAUUCCCACAAACACAUGUGAACAUGAACAGCCCAGCACCGCAAAACAGCUAUGAAUGGUCCAGCAGAUAGCUAGACAGUUAGUUAAAACAAGCCAAAAGUUUUUAGCAUUGAAUGUUUUGAAUACUCGCGUUUCAUAUCAAAUUAUGUGUAUGUAAUAUUUGUUGUUAAUGUGAUUAAGAACACACAUUAUUUUAUAUGCAUGAUAUAUGUACAAUGUCUUUACAAGUGUAAUAUCUAAGUUUGAAAAAUAUUAAAAACAAACCAGUCAUUAACAACAUGUUCAUGUGAUAU